AUGGACGCUGCAUCUCUCUUCGACGUCAAAGGCAAGAUUGUGUUAGUGACGGGCGGUGCCAAAGGGAUUGGCCGCAUGAUAUCUGAAGGAUAUGUUGUUAAUGGUGCAACAGUAUAUAUCACAGCUCGAGAUAUCAAGACUUGCGAAGACGUGUGCCAGGAGUUGAACGCACUUGGGAAAGGCAAAGCAUACGCAAUCAAGGCCGACCUAUACAAGGAAGAAGAUUGCAAGAAACUUGCGGAGGAAUUUGGAAAACGGGAAUCCAAGCUCAACAUCCUUGUCAACAACGCUGGCUCCAACUGGGGUGCUCCAUACGAUGAAUACCCAUCCUCUGCAUGGACUCGGGUCCUUACAUUAAACCUUCACCGUGUUUUCAAUGUCACACAACUUUUCACUCCUUUCCUUGAAAAAGGUGGGGGUGAAUUGGACCCGGCAAGAAUAAUAAACAUUGGAAGUAUCGAGGGAUUGCGAGUUCCCGCAUUGGAAACAUAUGCAUACAGCGCGAGUAAAGCUGGCCUCCACCACCUUAGCAGAGUUUUAGCAAAUCAUUUGGGAAGGAGAAAUAUCACAUCAAACACUCUUGCAUGCGGUCCCUUCCAGAGCAAGAUGAUGAGGGCAACCCUAGAGAAAUUCCAAGAGACGAUUGAAGCCGGAAUUCCACUUGGCCGUAUUGGUACGCCUCAGGAUGUUGCUGGGGCCUGUCUGUUUUUGAGCAGCCGUGCUGGAGCAUAUAUCAACGGCUCUACCAUCACAGUAGAUGGCGGAAGCGUGAUUGGAGCGAGGCUCUAA
Molecule: messenger RNA, 789 nt
Organism: Microsporum canis CBS 113480
Lineage: Eukaryota; Fungi; Ascomycota; Eurotiomycetes; Onygenales; Arthrodermataceae
Product: rhamnolipids biosynthesis 3-oxoacyl-[acyl-carrier-protein] reductase
Exons: 4
Coding region: 1-789 (262 amino acids)
Molecular function (GO): oxidoreductase activity
Source: RefSeq, a predicted model, not a curated record